AUGAAUGACGUUCAGGAGGCCACCUCCCCUGCGACCAGCCUCAGCGGUCCAGCUACUUGCGUCUCCAAAGUAGAGCUGCGUGUGUCUUGCAAAGCUCUGCUGGACCGAGACACACUGAAUAAAUCAGAUCCCUGUGUCAUACUCAUGGUACAGACCAACGGACAGUGGACAGAGCUGGACAGGACAGAAGUGAUCAAGAGCAACUUGCACCCGGUCUUUGCCAAGGUUUUCUCUUUGGACUACUACUUUGAGGAGGUUCAGAAGCUGCGAUUUGAAGUCUACGACAUCCAUGGCACUCACAGCAUUGGGACCCGUGACGAUGACUUCCUUGGCGGGGUGGAGUGCACUCUUGGCCAGGUAGGCAGAUACCACUGUCUACUAAGCCAUUUUGUUGAUUUUUAGUUGUGUUUUCCAGAAUACACUGAUGUACGGUAUGAUGACUUAAAACUGCUCUUUACUGCUGAGGGAUCAAGACCAACAUUGUGUUGAUCUUGCUCUUUGCAGAUCGUGGCUCAAAAGAAGAUGGUGAAGCCUUUGUUGCUGAAGUAUGGGAAAUAUGCUGGCAAAUCCACCAUCACGGUGCACGCCGAGGAAAUUUCUGGCAACAACGGAUAUGUGGAGCUCUCCCUCUGUGCCAAGAAGCUUGAUGAUAAGGAUCUCUUCAGCAAGUCAGACCCAUUUUUGGAAAUAUACCGAAUCAAUGAUGAUGAAACCGAACAGCUUGUGCACAGAACUGAGGUGAUUAAAAACAACCUGAACCCUGUGUGGGAGCCCUUCAAAGUGUCUCUCAUAUCCCUGUGCAGCUGUGAUGAAGACCGAAAGCUCAAGUGCCUAGUGUGGGACUAUGACUCCAGGGGGAAGCACGACUUCAUUGGCGAGUUCUACGCCACUUUCAGGGAAAUGCAGAAAAUUUCCAGUGGAAAUAAGGUGACGUGGGAUUGUGUGAAUCCCAAGUACAAACAGAAGAAGAGAAACUAUAAAAAUUCAGGAGUUGUCAUCCUCAGCGACCUUAAGCUCCACAGAGUGUACUCCUUUUUAGAUUACAUCAUGGGAGGAUGCCAGAUUCACUUUACGGUUGCCAUUGACUUCACAGCCUCCAAUGGAGACCCCAGGAACAGCUGCUCUUUGCACUACAUCAACCCUUACCAGCCCAAUGAGUACCUGAAGGCACUGAUAGCAGUAGGGGAGAUCUGUCAAGACUAUGAUAGUGACAAAAGAUUUUCAGCUUUGGGGUUUGGUGCCAGAAUCCCUCCAAAUUAUGAGGUGUCUCAUGACUUUGCCAUUAAUUUCAACCCAGAGGAUGAUGAAUGUGAAGGGAUCCAAGGGGUGGUUGAGGCAUACCAGAACUGCCUUCCUAAGAUCCAGCUGUACGGCCCAACCAAUGUUUCUCCCAUCACUAACAGGAUAGCCAAGCUGGCAGCAGGCGAUGGCAACAUUAAAGAUGCUUCUCGAUACCACAUCCUGCUCAUCCUCACGGAUGGUGUAGUGACAGACAUGGCAGACACGCGUGAAGCCAUUGUACGAGCCUCCUACCAGCCUCUCUCCAUAAUCAUUGUUGGUGUGGGUAAUGCAGACUUCACGGACAUGCAGAUUUUGGAUGGAGAUGAUGGAGUCCUACGCUCACCAAAGGGCGAGCCGGUCCUCCGGGACAUUGUGCAAUUUGUGCCCUUCAGAGACUUCAAAACGGCUUCACCUGCAGCCCUGGCCAAAUGUGUUCUGGCAGAGGUGCCCAAACAAGUAGUGGAGUACUACAGCCAUAAGGCCAUCUCCCCCAUGUGUCCGAUGAGGGACUUACCCACGCCAAUCCUCAGCCCAGUCGCCACCACCCCAACAGAAUAACAACCCACCCUGUUCCUCGGGCCAAGCUUUGACCACAGUACCAGUCCCGCAAACCGAGAGGGAGAGAGGACGCAUGCCUUGCUACUUUGGACAAGAACUGAAGAGAAAAAUCUUUCUAGAUGUGUUGUUACUCAUUUAUUUAAUUUUUCACUCCUAGCAAAGUGUUUACACAAGGACAGUAAGGCAGAGACUGUGGGUUUUAUUUCUCUGCUCAGUGUGAAUCCAGCACUUCUCCCUGGCUGUGUAAAUUGACCAUCCAGCUGUCUCAGCAUCAUGAGUCCUGAAGGAUUAUGGUUUGUUUUUUUUUCCUAAUUUUUAUGCAUGCAGGCCAGUACCUCAGUGCUGAUCCAUCGAUUGGAUGCAGGCUUAAUAUUCCUUACUGCCCUUGAAUCUCAGCACCUCAGCUAUGUUUAUUAUGUUACUGUUUUCCUUAUCUGCAGAUAAUUUUAAAGAUGUACUGUACAGUAUGUUGCAAUGAAAAUUAGAUUGCUCCACUUGAACAUGCUAACAAUACUAUAUUCAGAUGUUAUAAAUAAAUCAGAGGGAGUAUAAAGAAGAUCUGCUGCCUUUCUAAGUUCCAAACUAUAAUAAUAUUGACCUUCCCACAUAUAACCAAGUCUGUCUGACUUCAGAGUUGGCAUUAUUUUGGAUUAUGGACACUAUUUCCAGGCACGCACAGAUCAUAAUUUCACAUCCACCUGCCAUGAGUUGACACUGGAACAGGCUAAGUGCAAAUUCGAAAAUGCUUGAACAAUAUAAAUUCUUAUUAUCUGUAUCUAAAACGUAAAGAUCUGUUUCAAAAGUCCUGAUUGCAACAGCAACACCUAUAAAUGACGCCACCCCUAAGCUAAAUAAGGACACUUAGCUAAUUCCCCAGUAAUUAGCCCUUCUUGAAAGCCAGGUGAGAAGGCAGCCGCAAUCGAAAUUAGUUUUGUUUAGUUCUGAUGUGUCACCACUUUAGACCUGUUGAUCUUGAACAUCUGUGAAACUGUAAGUGACAGAAUUUUAAGAACUUUAGGAACUUUAACAAUAUGUGAUAUUUGCUGUAGCUUGAGUUCUUUGUAUGCUUUGUCAGUUACAACAGGGAGCUAGCAAGUCACAGCAAGGCAGGCAGCUUGCAGGUUGAAGUGGAGGACGUGUUUGGGUCGCCGUGCAGUAACAAAAUGUUGCAAACAGCUGCCUGAACUUAGCUGUGAACAAAGUUGGAUUAACAUUUUUCUCCAAGAGAAGAUGAAUGGUCACACCCUGUUUUUGGUCUUUUGUCAAGUGGCUGUGGUGUAAGCUAUGAAAAUCAUGCCUCAAACCACGUGAUUCCCCUCCCUCUAAAUCAUCCGUUGUUGUUGUCAUCCCUAAUCCAGUCAUCAUGCAGGUAGCAUUCAGCAGUAUGUUUUUUUUUUUCUUCUUUCUGCUGCUUUUUAUAUACAAUAUAAUUCUACUCAGUGUUUUGCAAGGAAUUUGACCAUUGCCCAUACAGAUUAGACCAAAUGAAAGCACAAAACCGACCACAGUGAGUGCUGUAACACACACAGCAAUGUUCAUAAAACCAGAUCUGGAAUGUGUUAAAUAUACAUCAGUAAAUUAUAAAGCUAAAAAAAUGAUUACAGAAUACAGAUUUUACAAGUGACUAAACAAAUAUAUUACCAAGCAUCAUUAAGUGCAUAAAUUUCAAUAUUAUUAUUUCUGAGGUUUGAAUUAAAUACGAAUCCCACAAGUCUCACUCAUAGCUAAACAAAUCCUUUACUGUGAUGGAUUAUUUUCUUGUCUUUCCCGUCCUUUUUUGAUUUCAUAUGCAUACUAAUCUUCCACUUUGUCAAAGUCGCACAUUGUGGACUUUUUAGAUACAAAGAAUGCAUAUGAUCCUCUAAAAGUGGAACAUUUUACAAAUAAAGCUCAAAAAUUUUUGCUCAUACCAGUAGUCUGACUGAAAAGCAUCAGCAACACAAAUUCUCCACUGCUUUCACCAUAUAGCAUAAACCCUAAUAGUGUGUGGUUUGGCUGAAUAGUUCAUUAUUUGCUGUCUGUUUUGCAUAGUGUUUUCACAUUUAUCUUAAAUGUUGUAUUUGUGCUUUGAAAGACUCUUUGCCAGAAACCAAGCUGUCACCGCUAUUUAAUGCAUAGGAAGAGUAUUUGGUCUUUACAGCUACUAACAUACACACAUAUCCACCCCCAGGCCACAAAUAUUAAUCUGACCUUGAUUUGUCCUCUAGAGCUUCACCAGCCCUCCCCAGAUGCAGACUAUUGACUACUCACGAAUGCACCUCAACACAACUAGCUCUGCUGUUGGCUGCUCUCUGAACUCCUUUGAAGAUAACAACUAUUGAGGUUUCUUCUGUCACUGUGGAUCACAGGAUGAGGCCUAUUGAUUUAGAAGGUCUAGAUUUGGAGCCAUGCUCCGUUUAUCGUAAGCUAUGGUGGGACUUUGGUCUCAUGACUGAAGCUCAGCUCCAUGUGACCGGUUUACAACAGGGAGGAAAUAGAUGCAAAAAUUACGAAAUUCUCUGCUGGAAUAAAUAGCAUUUGACAUGUCUGAGAAAACAUGUCUUUUCUGUAUGAUACAUAAUUUGUUUUUGUAUUUACACAUUUUAAUACAGUCGUUUAUUUUAUUACAUUUCAGAUUCUUCACUUGUGAAAAUCCCACGAGUAUGUCAUUCUAAGGAAACCUGGUUUUCAAAAGGUUAACAUUGCAAACAGUGUGACCAAAAGUUCUCAGAUAAUAACUAUCACAAAAAGUAAAGCAUUUUUGAAAGCCUUUAUCUAUGAAACCAGCUUUGUGCUUUCCCAUAGACCUUUAGUGGCUACUUAUUCUGACUGAAUAAGGCAGCAAGUGCAGAUAUCAACCAAUAUCUCUGUUCCUUGAGGGCAAACCAGCACAUAUAUUGAUAUCUCAAUGGCACUGGCACUUCUUCUGUGAUUUGUGCCUUGGCAAUUCACUCUUUGUCCCCCGUUACCUGUAUCACUUAAUUGCUACUUUGCCUCAGGUUAUGAGCUGCACCAGCUCAAAUGUUUCAUUACCCCAUACUCUUGACAUUUUUAUGAAAAGUGAUUUCACAAUUGAUAGAUGACUGACCUAAGAACAUACACAAUUUUAUUCCUUUAUCUAAUAAGUAUUUUUUGAAUUUUUUUUUAUUGGUUUUAUGAUCAAAUAAGUAAUACAAAAUGCCAAAAUAAGUGUUUUCUCGGUUCAAACACCAGUACAAUGAGCCAUGCAAAUGUUUCAUGCCCCUCUGGGCAUACCUGAUUUACAAAAUACAUUAGAUGUCUUAUGGUAAUACAUGUAAAAGAGUUAUGCACAGGUCCUUAAUGCCUUGCUCGAUUUGCUCCAAAAAGAUUCCUCUUCACCCUUUUUUUUGAAAAUAAUUUUAUAAUUAUUAUCUAUUUCAUUUAGUGACAAGUUUCACUGCAUUGAACCAUGUAUAAAAUGCUAAAGUAUUCAAAGAAUAUCAUUGUGUGCUUGUGUAAAACAGCUACCUGAACCCAAGUGCACAGCCGUGUGGUGUCAUCACCUGGAACAGCUUGAAAAAAAAAACAAACUACAUUUGUGUCUUCAAGGAAACCCUCAAUUUGUGACACAGUGGUGCAAAAAACAGUGAGCUGUUACACUGGAGACAAUAAGACCACAGUUCAUGUGGCCAUCUUGCACUGUGGAUUAAAAAAAAGAUGGGAAGAAUCCACUAAGCUGCUUUUUUCCCCUUAUCUAUACUUGCACCAUUGUCAGACAAAAUUAACAAGUUAUAGGUUUUACACUACACUGAUGUAUUUAAAAUUUCCCAUUCACAUACUCUCUCUCUCUCUCUCUCUCUCUCUCUCUCUCUCUCUCUCACCCAUCUACUGUUAAUUGGAACAAGGUUUACAGCCCAUAACCCUAAUAUGCAACUGGUGUAACUGCAGGCCAUGUGGAUGAGAAAGCAACCCAUGCAUCAUUGGUAAAUAUUUGAUUUCUUCAAAAGGAAGAAAGGGAUUUAUUGCAUGCUUACUUUUAUUGUUAAGCUUUGCUGUGGAGUCAUUCCUUUGGAUUGUAUGAUAUGCUAAUAUGCAAGCCUGCAUUUGCACAAACCUCUGU
Xiphias gladius (swordfish) is the source of this 5899-nucleotide messenger RNA. RefSeq names its product copine VII (gene cpne7). Gene Ontology annotation, molecular function: calcium-dependent phospholipid binding. Gene Ontology annotation, cellular component: plasma membrane. The record is from RefSeq and is a predicted model, not a curated record. Gene Ontology annotation, biological process: cellular response to calcium ion. Lineage: Eukaryota; Metazoa; Chordata; Actinopteri; Istiophoriformes; Xiphiidae.